GAAGAGAACGACGAAUUCUGCAGCAGCCAGUGGAGUAGUUCAUCAUCACCACGUGCCUCAACUGUUAUACCUAAUACUUGGUUUGGCUCACGAACUAAUAUCCGACCAGUGUCAUCAAAUUUCGAUCGGUCUAUUUUAUCCGGUGUUGCUACUGAGCAAGCUCCGAAUGUAACUGAUUACGGCGAGCCUUUAAAUUCAUCUUUAGUUAAUCGUAAUCAAAAUUCCGACUCUAAACUUCUCUCUUCCAACCAAGUCACUUCUACUUACUUACCAUCAAAUUCAACAAUUUUAAAUCGACCUGGAUCUAAACCUGUAUCAACGGUACCACACCCGAUAAUACGACCACCAUUUCCACCAUUUUCAUCGUUAAAACCUUUAUUACCGUCAUCUUCCACUUCACCACUGCCGCAAUCAAGAGAAAUUUGGAACGGUAGUUCUCCACCUUCUUCACUAUCAUUGUCACCAACGGGAACAAAAGUAGCACCAACAAUCACAGCUGGACAUUUAGCAUUUGAUAUUCCAGGUUUACCGGCAAUUGAUUCCGAAGAUACCGACAAUAACAGUCAAAUAAAUCUUGAAAUUUUGCAUAAAACGCCGAUGAAUACUGGCAUUAUCGCCCAUAAUCUCAACAGUAAUUGUGGAAAUAGUUCCACG
Molecule: messenger RNA, 654 nt
Organism: Loa loa (African eye worm)
Lineage: Eukaryota; Metazoa; Nematoda; Chromadorea; Rhabditida; Onchocercidae
Exons: 2
Source: RefSeq, a predicted model, not a curated record